Messenger RNA from Racocetra persica, 745 nucleotides. The record is from the annotation of a GenBank genome assembly. NCBI's taxonomy places the organism in Eukaryota, Fungi, Glomeromycota, Glomeromycetes, Diversisporales, Gigasporaceae.
AUUGAGAUGAGUGCUAAUGCUCGGUAUUUAGGCCUAGUGCAAAAAUGUGGAAAUUGUCAAAAGUUCAUCGAAAACAAAACCGACUCUUGCCAAUGUGAACCCGAGCAGCAGCAGUUCCAGUUCGUUUUGCCUUACAAACUUUAUCUUAACUUUGCUCCUGCCGUUAAGUGUGAAGUUAGCACCGAAGCUACUUUUGAAGAUUAUGAAAAUCCUCUUCGUUAUAUGUCUUAUGUCAAAGUUAAAGGUUCAAUUCUGGCCGUGGCAGGAGAAAUUGAUUUUCACCUCGAACAACUAAACAACCGAGAAAAAACCCACAUCGGAGAAGCUCCUACCGAACAAGAAGCCCAAACCGAAAGAAUGUUUAAAAGCACUUUUCGGCAAUUUUUAGAUAAAACCAAUAACAAGGCUAAAUUGGCUGCUAAUGGCUUAUCCGUUCAAUGGCACAAAUACGGCAAUUUUGGCACGAAACAGGGAGAAAAGUUCGAACAACCCGAUUUCAAAUAUGAAAAAGCCCCUAAUUACUUAGAAUUAGGCUCGAAUGCUUGGGAUAUCACCGAAGCCGAAAUCAUAGAAAUCGAAGAACAUUACGAAGGCCAAGAAAACACGGGAGGGGAUACGGUAAUUCCGGCAAGCACCUCCGUUUUUAUUAAAAAAAUUAGCCGAGUGGAGAACGAAGCCACAGGCAUUAAUUAUUUAGAGCAAGCCAUUAAAGCCUUGCCGUCGGAUGCUCUUAAAAAGUCUGCUA